GUGAAUUGCUAUACAAUUAUGAGAACUAAUGGGUUGUAUGCCAUCAAAGUCUUGUCCUAUAAUACAAGUGAUGAACAAUACAGAAGAUAAACCACAAUAUCUUUUGCAGACAAUUCUUGAUCACAAUUCUGGAGUCAAUUGUAUUGAUAUUAGUGAAGACCGAUCUCUGUUGAUAAGUGGUGGCGAAGAUUGUAUGGCAAGACUGUGGAGCACACAAUCACAUCCCUGUGAAUGUAUUGGAGUUCUUGAUGGACAUCAAAGUUAUAUAACAUGUUGUGCCGUUUACAAGCACCUGGUUGUGACCGGAUCUGCUGACAAUACAAUCAAAGUUUGGACUAUAGAAGAGGCACAAUGUAUUGCAACAUUCAUAGGACACCAAUCAGUUGUCAAUCAUGUGAUAUGUGAGGGACAGUUGAUAUUAUCGACAUCCUAUGAUAAAACUGCCAGAAUUUGGUCUCUUUAUAAUAAUUUCUACAAAAACUCUUCUAAUGUUAUAACUAAUCCAAUCGGUGACAAUCAUCAAUGCGAUCAACAAUAUUGUGUAAAAAUUUUAGAGGGUCACGACAAAGCUGUAACUCAAGUGGCUAUCAUUUGUAAUGAUGAGUAUAGGUUACAAAAUGGAUUGAUUCAUGAAUUAGAUCUAGUAGUGACUGCAUCUACUGAUACAACUGUGCGAAUCUGGACAUUGAUUACCGGUGAGUGUCAUAAAGUAUUGGUUGGACACAAAGGUCCGGUCAAUUGUGUUGUCUCUGAUUCUAAUAAUAAGCGACACGUAUAUACCGGUGGAGCUGAUGCUGUCAUCAAGUGUUGGGAUGUAAUAACGGGUGAUUUGAUACGCGAUCUUAAAGGACACGAAUCAGCUAUACUUUGUUUAACAUCUCAUAACAGAAUCCUAUAUUCUGGAAGUGCUGACCAAACUGCUAGAGCCUGGGCUAUGGAGUACGGAGAGUGUACUCGUGUUUAUUGGAGAAAUACUAAUGCCGUCACUUGUGUUCAAUAUUAUGAUGGAAUCGUUUACACUGCAAGCGGCGAUUGUACGGCCAGAUUGUAUGACGCAAACUCUGGCGCUCUUAAAAGGACGUGUUUAGGACAUAAUUUAGGUGUCGGUUCACUUAAGGUGUCGCCGGGAAAAAUGUUUACCGGAUCUUAUGACGGAAAGGUAUGUGUUUGGGACUGCACUGGUAUUGUAGCCGACACUGUGUUUGGAAACAAUGUGGCCAAUGAUGAUGACAACAGUGACCAAACUUAUGAGGACAGCGCUAAUGUCCAAAAUGCAGUCAAAGCACUCGAUUGUUAUAUUAGGAGCUUUCGAUAA
This is a messenger RNA of Oppia nitens, 1315 nucleotides long. Its product is annotated as WD repeat-containing protein 86-like. NCBI's taxonomy places the organism in Eukaryota, Metazoa, Arthropoda, Arachnida, Sarcoptiformes, Oppiidae. Gene Ontology annotation, molecular function: protein binding. The record is from RefSeq and is a predicted model, not a curated record. Bases 29 to 1315 code for a protein of 428 amino acids. The transcript is spliced from 5 exons.